Molecule: messenger RNA, 615 nt
Organism: Solanum stenotomum
Lineage: Eukaryota; Viridiplantae; Streptophyta; Magnoliopsida; Solanales; Solanaceae
Product: F-box/FBD/LRR-repeat protein At1g13570-like
Exons: 3
Coding region: 1-615 (204 amino acids)
Source: RefSeq, a predicted model, not a curated record
AUGGCGGAUAACGCGAAUCAUGGUCCUGUGGAAUUAAUUGUGGCGGAUGAUGUAAAUCAUGAUUUUGUGGACAGAGGAACAUGUAAUCUUGUCGAGUUUUUUGGUUCCUUGCCUGCUAUUAAGAAUCUCCGAUUGGAGCAUUUCAUAAUCAAGACCCUGAUUGCAGGAAUAGAUGAAAUUCCAAUGAAACUUCCCAUGCCUCUUCUCAAUCUAAAAAAGAUUUACUUAUUCGACAUUUGUCUAAGUGAACUAGAUGAUAUCCGCUUUCUUCUUUGCUUGAUUAAAAGCUCCCCAUAUUUGGAAGAAAUCGUCAUUAUUAAUCAGGCAAUUAAUAACGAACGAGGAGAUGAUCUUACUGCUUUUAAAGUUUUGGAAGCUAAGUAUGAUUCAGGCAUAAAGUUGAAUCGGCUUACCAAAGUCAGAUUGAUAGAUAUUAGGGGCACAAAGGCUGAGAUGGAAUUUAUCAAGCUUCUAUUGGCCACAUCUCCGGUGUUGGAAAAGAUGAUGAUCUCGCCAUACUACAUAGGGCCUGAAUCUCCUCAAACAUUAGUUGAGAUACUGAUGCAGGCCAACACAUUUCAAAGGGCUUCACCUCGAGCAGUAGUCAAUUUUUAA